Messenger RNA from Ictalurus punctatus (channel catfish), 1753 nucleotides. RefSeq names its product chromosome 23 C11orf65 homolog (gene c23h11orf65). The transcript is spliced from 8 exons. The coding region runs from base 742 to 1671 and encodes 309 amino acids. The record is from RefSeq and is a predicted model, not a curated record. NCBI's taxonomy places the organism in Eukaryota, Metazoa, Chordata, Actinopteri, Siluriformes, Ictaluridae.
AGAAGGAAAAGAUGCUCAAAUGCUCGUAUCUACUUUGCAGGUAUGUAGAAGCAAUGACUUGUUUGUUAUUUCCUUGAGUCAGCACCUCUAUGAUAAGAUCAUAUCGGCAAGGUUAUUUUCAUUCGUGAAGUUAUUGCUCAUGUUCAAAUAUCGAAUAGUUUCAUGCGCUGUCGAAUCCUUGAUUCUGAUCGGUCUGAAGUUGUUGAUUGAUUUCCUGUAACACUGUCGUCAGAGUAGUUAAUACUAACAUGCUCAUUAUAAUUCAUUAUCGUUUCUAUAGGAACAACAUUCUCGGGGAAUUGUACGGCAAUGCUCUGUAUAAAACGUAUUUUGUGUUCGUGUCUUCUGUAAGGAGAUGCUUAUUUUAAAAUAAACUCGUCAUUCUAAUAUAAAAAAUUGGAAAAUUGCACAUUUUAAACUUAAAUAACGAAGAUUAAUGAGAAGAAAACUGCAGCUUGACUUCAUCGUACCAGAUUGUUUUCCUAUAACAUAAUGAAAGAACAUGACGAGUAAAACACUGGCAGUAAUGUAUUAUCGAAUAUUUUAUUCUCACUUAGAUCAUCUGUUUUAUGAAGAUCGAAAAUACAAGACUGAAAGAUUCAGAUCUGAUUCAAAGCUUGUCCUGCUUGAUCAGAUAGAGAGAGACAGAGUAAACUUAAUUACAUUGGUUUCAUAAUCAUAUAUCUGCAAAGGGAAUACAGAGAAUGAUCAUCUCCAGUGAAGAUAAAUGAGUCACAAUAAAUGACGAGUCUCAGACAGUUUUGUUUACACAACAGGGCUUUCACGUCCUCUCCGACCUUACGAGCUGAAGAGGAGGACAAAAUGCCGAUGUCAUCACAGGACCGUUUGUAUGACCAGGCAGCCAGAGUCAUCCAAAGGACAUGGAGGAAGCAUGCUAACAUCAUAAUUUUCAAGUACUUCAAGAAUCUCGUGAGCUUCAGAAAUCAAGGUGCUCCAUGUCUCCUGCUCAAAUAUGUCAACCCCAGAGAGGCCGAUAUUUUGGAUGCCGCUUCCGGAGUCUACAUGCGAUUCAGACUGGGCGGAACCAGCUUUCCCCCAAACAUCUACUACAAAAUCUUCACACACAGGCCAGUAGUAGACCUGUGUGCCAGCAGCCCCAAAGACUACACACAUGCCGGGCAGAAGAGAGCCGUCGCACAGCAGGUCCAUAAUGGCCUUCCGCUGGUUCAGGAUGACCGUUCUGGUUGGUACCGUCGGGUGGAGAACAACGGCUGGAGGCUGCUCUCUGGCAAGAUUUGCCAUCAUGGAGACCCCGUCACUCAAGACACGAGUUCUAAAAGGACCGAGUUCCACCACUGCAAACUCAUUCGACGGCAAGACGCCGAAAGAAAGAAGAAGAUCCGAAAAAUUGAGUGGAUGAAAAAAAUGUAUGAAGAAAGGGCUCUACAUGCUCACACUGAGCACAGAGACACUGCAGCGCUGGUGGAGAAUUCAGCUGAGGGUAUGAUGUGGGCAAUCGAACAGCUCGGACAUGGCACCAUCGUAGACUGGGAGGUAGAUGAGCUGAUCGAGUGGACCAAUGCCCUCAACUUUGAUGAGUAUAUAAACGAAUGGAAGCUUGUGGGUACCAGUAAAUCUUCAAUGCUUCAGAAAGAUAAGCAGCAGGUUCUCUCUGUAUAUGACCCCCAGGAGUUCUCCCAGCUCAUGUGAUAUAACACCAUCGGCGCUUCCCUCUAUUAGCCACAAGAGGGCACACUGUUAAUUUACUGCAGCUUUAUAAAUGUGAUAUAUA